Diuraphis noxia (Russian wheat aphid) is the source of this 1998-nucleotide messenger RNA. RefSeq names its product Wnt ligand secretion mediator (gene wls). The record is from RefSeq and is a predicted model, not a curated record. Gene Ontology annotation, molecular function: Wnt-protein binding. Gene Ontology annotation, biological process: Wnt protein secretion; intracellular protein transport; Wnt signaling pathway. NCBI's taxonomy places the organism in Eukaryota, Metazoa, Arthropoda, Insecta, Hemiptera, Aphididae. Gene Ontology annotation, cellular component: endomembrane system; organelle membrane.
GGUUCGAAAAAACGUUGUUAUCAUUGCCGAGUAUUCAGACGCGCCGCCACCAAUAAUCGCCAUYAGCCGCUUUACAAACAGAUCCACACGAAAAAKAACGGAAUCACUCACCGGGGAAACGGCCGAAAGAGCGUGACCGAUCCGAACGUGAGAGUGUUGUUAUUCGUUUCAGAAAACGACAAAAUGGCAGGCGGCGUCAUACUCGAAAACUUGAGUGGAAAAAAGCUGUUCGUGCUCGUAUCUUCGUUACUCUUUUGCCAGCUUGCAUGUUUCCUGAUCGGUGGACUCGUAGCUCCGCCACCAUCCGCCACCGACAUGGUGUUGGCCUCUAAGUGUUUGUACAAUGACAGCAAUCCUUGGUCGUACAUUAGGGGUGAGGGAAAAUGCUUCUCAUAUCACUCAGACAUCUACGAAGAAAGCCCUGUUGCCAACACAAUGGCCAAUGACAUUAUAUUCACUUUUCAGAUACCUACUCCGCGCGAUGGUCAGACAUUGGAUUAUUCACGAUGGCAGCAGAAUCUCAUAGGAGUUCUCAAUUUCGACAUCGAGUACCAUAUUGGCACUAUAAUGGAUCGUAAUUUGGAGUUAACGUUAGAUACCAAACUUGGCUAUCGUAAUGUGGGUGACAAGGAUGGCGAUUGGAAAUUAUUUGCCAAAUCUGUUGAGAAGCGUAAUCUUGAUUGUGUUUCAGAAGAGAAAAUAGAUGGUAAUAAUUAUCAAUGUGGAUUAGUGCCGCUUUUUGAACUUGGAUCAUUACAUCACGAUUACUAUUUAAUCAAUAUUAAAAUACCUGUGGAUGAAGCAAAUGGAAUUAACUUUGGUUUAGGUCAUCUAAAGGAUGUCUGGCUUGUGGUUAUUAAUCAAAAUGGCGGAUUUACAAGUGUUUGGCUCUACAUGAAGACAAUAUUUUUUCCGUUUAUUGUUGCAAUAAUGAUAUGGUUUUGGAACAGAGUUCAUAUGUUAGCCCGUAAACCAGUUUUGCUUGAACGCAUGUUGAUGACUAUUGGUUUUGCACUAACUCUUUUAAAUCUUCCUGUUGAAUUUUUGACACUUAGUUAUGAUAUGCCAUUUAUGUUGCUUUUGCAAGAUAUAAGACAAGGUAUAUUUUAUGCCGCUUUACUUUCAUUUUGGUUAAUUUUUGCUGGUGAACAUUUAAUGAUCCAGGAUUCUCAACAAAAAAAUCUGCAGACAUAUUGGAAGCAUUUGAGUGCAGUUGCUGUUGGUUGUAUUUCACUGUUUGUAUUUGACAUGUGUGAAAGAGGAGCACAAUUAAAAAAUCCUUUUUACUCCAUAUGGGCAACCAAUACCGGCACAAAUUUAGCUUUAACUUUUAUAAUAUUAGCAGCAAUAUCUGGUGGAAUGUACUUUUUAUUCUUGUCAUACAUGAUAUGGAAAGUUUUCUGUAAUAUAAGUGCUCGGAGAUCAGCAUUGCCAUCCAUGUCAAACGCCCGGAGGUUACAUUAUGAAGGCAGUAUUUAUAGAUUUAAAUUUUUGAUGAUAGCUACACUAUUGUGUGCUGCCUUAACUGUAAUUGGAUUCAUAUUGGGACAGGCUUCAGAAGGACAUUGGAAAUGGAAUGAAACUAAUAAUCUAAACUAUGCAUCAGCUUUUUUGGUCGGAGUUUACGGAAUGUGGAAUAUUUAUAUAUUUGCACUCAUUGUCCUUUACUCUCCUUCUCAUAAACACUGGCCAUCAGAAAUUGAUGUGAACAACAGUUCGAGUGACACWAUUGAAUUUAGCCGUCUUCCUACUGAACCAACAGAAAUGUCGUCUCUGGCUUCAUUCUCUAGGAAAUCUGCUUUUGACUGAACAUCCAAAUGCCAUGACAUCUUCCUAUACCAUAAUUUUAAGUUUUUCAUGACAUUUUUUACUUUUAUCUUCAUUUAUUAUUUUUAGGUUUGCGAUAGACAAACACUGUWCAAUUACUAUUAAUUUAAACAUAAUAUCUUAUAUUCAACAGUAUUAUUUAGUAUUUUUUUUAUCAGUACUUUUUUAAGU